Molecule: messenger RNA, 973 nt
Organism: Lobosporangium transversale
Lineage: Eukaryota; Fungi; Mortierellomycota; Mortierellomycetes; Mortierellales; Mortierellaceae
Product: calponin homology domain-containing protein
Exons: 6
Coding region: 212-973 (253 amino acids)
Biological process (GO): spindle assembly; regulation of microtubule polymerization or depolymerization; protein localization to microtubule plus-end
Cellular component (GO): cytoplasmic microtubule; microtubule organizing center; spindle midzone
Molecular function (GO): microtubule plus-end binding
Source: RefSeq, a predicted model, not a curated record
CAUUAAGCAGACGCAUUUAGAGGAGCAGGACAUUCAAUAGUUUCUAUUGUUAAAAAAAGACAUCGCUCAUCUACUUUUCUUUUUUUUUCUUUUUUCUUUUCACCAUCAGAUCUAAGCAUUCUUGACAGCUUACUAGCAUUCACCACCAACUACACCUUUCUUUUUUUUACUUUUCUUUUUAUAACCACUACAACUACUAUUCCUAUCAACCAUGUCCGAAAGUAGACAGGAACUCAUCUCUUGGGUCAACGACUUGUUGCGUCUCAACUACACCAAAGUCGAGCAGCUUGGCACAGGUGCUGCAUAUGUCCAGAUCAUGGAUUCAAUCUAUGGCGACCUUCCCAUGUCGCGUGUCAAGUUUGCAACAAAACAUGAGUAUGAAUACCUUGGAAACUACAAGGUCCUUCAGACAUGUUUCGCUACCCACAAAAUUGACAAGGCUAUUCCCACAGAUCGUCUUAUGAAAUGCAAGAUGCAAGAUAAUCUUGAAUUCUUGCAAUGGCUCAAGAAGUUCUGGGAUCGCAACUUCCCUAAUGAACCUUAUGAUGCAGUAGCUCGUCGUGGCGCUGGUAAUGAACCUGCUGCUGCCAAUAGAUCUACAACUGCCCCUGUCAGGAGAGCUGUGAAUAAUGGAGCCAAUCGUUCAAUGACUGGACGUUCAGAUCAUUUGUCAGCUGUGGGUAACCGAUCUUUGCGUGGACCAAGUCCUGAUCACUCUGUCAUUCUGGGUUUACAAAAGGAGCUUCAGGAGGAACGUAAUACGGUCGCGGCAUUGGAGAAGGAACGUGACUUUUAUUUUGGCAAAUUGAGAGACAUUGAGGUGUUGAUCCAACAAGAAUUGGAACGUUCUCCGGAUUCAGCUGAGAGUCUCCUUUUGAAGGAUAUUCAGGCCGUUCUCUAUAGCACAGAGGAUGGAUUUGAGAUCCCAGCUGAAGAGCAAGAUCAAGGACAAUACCCUGACGAAACGUUUUAA